AUGGAGAUUGGCAGCGGCGGCUGCGGCGGCGGCGACGGGAGCGGCGGAGGGGGCGGGGACGACCAGCAGCGCCACGGGCUCAAGUUCGGCAAGAAGAUCUACUUCGAGGACAGCACGGGCCCCGGCGGUGGCAGUGGCGGCGUCAAUGCGUCCUCGUCCAAGCCGCCCGCGGGCGGCGGGAGGAAGGGGAAGGCCGUGGCCGCCGGGGGAGCGUCCGGCUCCGCGCCGCCGCGGUGCCAGGUGGAGGGGUGCGGCGUGGAUCUGAGCGGCGCCAAGCAAUACCACUGCCGCCACAAGGUGUGCUCCAUGCACACCAAGGAGCCCCGCGUCGUCGUCGCCGGCCUCGAGCAGCGCUUCUGCCAGCAGUGCAGCAGGUUCCACCAGUUGCCUGAAUUCGAUCAAGGAAAACGCAGCUGCCGCAGACGCCUCGCAGGCCACAACGAACGCCGGAGGAAGGCACCCCCCGGCCCUCUCGCAACACGCUACGGGCGACUCGCUGCAUCCUUUGAAGAACCCGGCAGGUUCAGAAGCUACCUGCUGGAUUUCUCGUACCCAAGAGUUCCGAGCAGCGUGCGGGAUGCCUGGCCGGGGGCUCGACCAGGCUACCGGAUGCCUGGUGAAAUCCAGUGGCAAGGCAACCUAGACCUGCGUCCUCACACAGGUGCAGGCACGGGAUACGGCCACCACCAUGCAUACAGCAGCCACGGCGGCUUCCCCGGCCCAGAGCUCCCUCCAGGUGGGUGUCUCGCAGGGGUCGCCGCCGACUCCAGCUGUGCUCUCUCUCUUCUGUCAACUCAGCCAUGGGACAACACCCCCCACGGUGCCAGCCACGACCACCGGUCCGCGGGCUUCGAUGGCCACCCUGUGGGAGUGUCACCCUCCAUCAUGGCGUGUAACUACAUGCCGCCGCCGGCGAGCCCCUGGGGUGGCUCCCGGGGCCAUGAAGACGGCCGGAACGCGCCGCAUCAGCAGCUGCCACAUGACGUCCAGCUCCACGAGGUGCACCACCCAGCAGGCUCUAGCCAGCACGGCCACUUCUCAGGCGAGCUCGAGCUCGCCCUGCAGGGGAACAGGCCGGCGCCUGGGCCACGCGGCGGCGAUCACGGCAGCAGUGGCGGCGCGUUCGACCACCCCGGCAGCUCGUCCAACUGGUCCCUGUAG
Messenger RNA from Triticum turgidum subsp. durum (durum wheat), 1161 nucleotides. Lineage: Eukaryota; Viridiplantae; Streptophyta; Magnoliopsida; Poales; Poaceae. The record is from the annotation of a GenBank genome assembly.